Messenger RNA from Aspergillus caelatus, 1220 nucleotides. RefSeq lists its product as uncharacterized. Bases 109 to 1155 code for a protein of 348 amino acids. NCBI's taxonomy places the organism in Eukaryota, Fungi, Ascomycota, Eurotiomycetes, Eurotiales, Aspergillaceae. The transcript is spliced from 2 exons. The record is from RefSeq and is a predicted model, not a curated record.
UAAUAAUACAAUCGGUGGGGUUAACAAACUAUUUCAUUCCUACUGAACAUACAGUAAAAGCAAAGAGUUUCCCUGUUCCAGCCUCCAUAGCGUCUAACAUCAUUCAUCAUGCCCGCAAAAGUGUUUGUGACCGGAAUUACCGGCUAUAUCGGUGGCGACGCAUUCCACCUCAUCCAGCAGACCCAUCCGGAUCUCGAGUUCUCAGCUCUGAUUCGAACUGAGGACAAAGCUCAGCAAGUACGCGACAAAUAUCCGAAGGUGCGGGUAGUCCUGGGAGACUUGGACGAUGCAGAAAAUAUUGCCAAAGAGGCUGCGUGGGCAGACAUUGUGAUCCACACCGCCGAUGCUUCGGAUCAUGUUGGGGCCGCAAACGCCAUCGCAAAGGGGAUGAUCGAAGGCCAUAGUCCCGAGCGGCCGGGAUACUGGCUGCAUACUGGUGGUACUGGUAUCUUGACCUACUUUGAUUCAGAAGUACGCAAGGUCUCUGGUGAGCCUGACGACAAGGUGUUUAACGAUUGGGAUGGUGUUAAUGAGCUGGUUAAUCUGCCUGCGGCUGCGUUUCAUCGGAAUGUAGAUGAAAUUGUAUUGGACAUUGGCUCCAAGCAUUCCGACCGUGUCAAGACGGUCAUUGUAUGCCCUCCUACAAUCUACGGCCGCGGCAGGGGACCCGUGUCAGGUCGUGGUCGACAGGUCUAUGAGUUGGCCUCGUUUAUCCUGACACAGAAGUACAGCCCCCAACUAGGAAGGGGCUUGGCUCGAUGGAACAAUGUGCACGUCUACGACCUAAGUAGGCUAUAUGACGGCCUAGUACGGGCCGCUCUUGAUCCUGCAAGAAAGGACGACAAGGAAAUUUGGGGCGCCAAGGGCUACUUUCUCUCCGAGAAUGGAGAACAUGUUUGGGGGGACCUAUCCAGGCUGAUCGGUCAGCAAGCUUUCAAACUUGGCCACCUUACGCAAGAACCAGAGCAUAAGGAAUGGUCGCUUGACGAAGCCCUGAAAUCACCCGCAGGCUUCGAGGCUGCUAGCUGGGGUUUCAAUUCCAGAGGUUCUGCUCUUCGAGCGACGAAAGUGUUAGGCUGGAAGCCCCAAGAAAAGAGUCUUGAGGCAGAGAUUCCUGAAAUUAUUCGCGCUGAGGCAGCGAGGCUAGGUCAGUGAGCCUCGCGUGAUCUGUGUCAGCAUGAGCUGUGUAUUAGGGCUAUGGAUAGGCAGUUAUUAUUGAA